Patiria miniata (bat star) is the source of this 1712-nucleotide messenger RNA. RefSeq lists its product as uncharacterized. Gene Ontology annotation, cellular component: membrane. Lineage: Eukaryota; Metazoa; Echinodermata; Asteroidea; Valvatida; Asterinidae. The transcript is spliced from 4 exons. The coding region runs from base 142 to 1104 and encodes 320 amino acids. The record is from RefSeq and is a predicted model, not a curated record.
UUUCAGAGUUGGAAUAAAAUUCGGGUAAGUUUUGAAACACCGUUUUAUGCCAUCCCCAAAUCACUUUUGCUGCACUUGUAUCACUUUAUGUGAAGAGGGUAUGUUCGUUUUGUUAGAAUAACAAAUAAUGAUUUCCAUAUUAUGACAGGAUUCUGCUUGGCUGCCGCUGAUGUUGCAACCACUACCCCGACAACAACCGGCACGCAAGUAACAGAUAAUGCCAUGACAACAGUGCCGCCUUCACUUGUUACAACAGUGCCAGUUGAUACUACCAAAGCGAUCAAGGCAACUACCGGCAAUUCGAUGCUCCCAACAAAUGCGACGCUGACAUCCACUGCUAUUACUUCUGCUGCACCUGAUAUUACCUCCCCAAUUGCUACAACCAUGCCAACUACUGCUCCUGCAACAACCCCUCCUCCUUCACGGGACAACAAUUGGAAUGUGACUGGAAAAAAUGGCCUCAUGUGUCAAUCCAUGCAAUUUUGUGCUAACGUCACUGUUCCUUAUUACAACACGUCUAAUUUGCCCGAUAGUGUAACAGUGUCUGUCCCUUCCUCGUCAAAUGCCAAUGGCACCUGUUCAAUGAAGGAGAGAGAGUUUAUCUUGGACUUCAUUCCUGAUGGUGGCAAUGAAACCUGGACUCUCAAAUUCGUCUUCACGGCCAAUACUUCCAGUUACCAGUUGACAUCCCUGAAUGUUAAAUUCAGUUAUGAAGACGUCUUCUUUAACACAAAGAAACGAGGUCAACAAAGUUCCACUUAUAUCUCGAUGGAUGGUCCAUUGGCUGGACUCACUGCGCCCCUGGGAUGCCCCUGUGAACGUGACACCGUGUUAAUCCAGUCAACAGACAAACAGCAAUUACAUGCCGUGUUUUCCGACCUCAACAUACAGCCAUUUUAUGACAAGGAACACCCGAAAAUAUGUCAACCACCCAAAACACCCAGUGAUUCGCCUUCCAACGUGUGGAGGUCCGUGGGAGUCGCGUUCAUCAUCAUGUUUGUUGUACUUCUGCUGGCGUCUGCUUUAUACUGCUUUUAUGUCAAAAAGAAAAAAACAACAUACACCGGCGAUCAAAUUGAUCUCGUGGACCCGGACCAAUACUAAAACUAAAAAAAGGCGCAGAAGGGUCCUUCCAUCCUAUUGUCAUUUAAUACAGGCGCCAUUUUCAGGUUGAUUUGUUUGGUCGGGUUCAGGUCGUUGUUUUCAUAUUUAAUCAGCAGCGUAUCUUCGGUAUAAGAGCAUUUUGUGGGCCAUGAACGUCAGGGUUUGUAAAAUAGAAGGAUGGAAGCCGUGCACAGGACUGUGAUCUUGUAACUCGGUGACAUUUGAAUGAAAAAGGCGCUCUAUUUUGCAAUGGAGCGUAGGCAUCGUUUUUCAAAAUGACGAUGGGCUUCAGGGCUAUUUUUAGUGGUGAUCAUUUUCGGAUUAAAAUUUCUCGCAAAUGUCAUAAGAUUACCUCAAAAAUUGAACAAAAGAUAAAAGAUGAUGAAAAAAGCUUUAGUUUGAUGCAUGUCUUGAACAACUCAGAGAGUUGUGAGUAUUUGUAAUAAUUUUGGGAAAUGCGCGUAAUGCAGUAUAUAUUUACCGGUCUGCACCCUGAACAGCGCCGCCGAUGAGGGGCUCCGUGCGUGACCGGCGAAAUUUGCCUAGCCUUCUUUGAUGGGAUGGUGGGACCACACACGCACACGAACGUGUGUUCACCGUCUAUCGUG